AUGAAGUUUUCAAAAAUCAUGAUCGUUCACCGACACCGGAGGAUGCUUGUUUUCGGCAGCUUAGCUGUCGUGUUGGCGCUGAUACUGACGGCCAAGCGUGAGAACAACGUUCGGUUCAUCAGCAGCGACAUGGAAAAUGCCAAGACACGCGUUGUCUGGGAAUACAUGUCGGACUUUUCCAACGUGAUGAAGCUCAAUCCGACCAUAACAAAAUUCGUAAUAACGCACGAAUCGACAGACAACAAACAAUGGAACUACACAGUCGAGUACGAAGAACACUUAUCUCAGAUUCCGUUCGUGAUGAACAAGAUUAUUGGUGAUUUCGUUGUAGACAAAUCGCAUUCGCAACUCGCAAUCAAAUCAACUCACCGGACAUGUUUCGCCAAGAUUUAUUGCUUGAACACCAAAUCGGAAAUGAUAUUCGUGGACCUAUCGAACGGCACUAGAAUUGUGGAGAAAAUCAAAUAUGAAUGUCCAUGGAUGUUGACCAGGUUCUGCAUGAACGAAGUCCUGUACCAGCGGAAGGAAAUAUUCAGACAACUCCAGACCCUGUUCACGUACACAAAACAUUAG
Messenger RNA from Macrosiphum euphorbiae (potato aphid), 573 nucleotides. The record is from the annotation of a GenBank genome assembly. Lineage: Eukaryota; Metazoa; Arthropoda; Insecta; Hemiptera; Aphididae.